CGUUGCAAAGAACGUGGAAGUCCUUUUUCGCCUAGCGUGAGACGACGAGCAACGUACAAUAGUCAAGAUGCAGCUCUUUCUACGUGCUCAGAACCUACACACCCUUGAGGUGACUGGACAGGAAACUGUUCAGGAUAUUAAGGCUCAUGUCCAGGCUCUGGAGGGCCUCUGUGUUGAGGAUCAGGUGCUCCUACUUGCUGGUGCCCCACUGGAGGAUGGUGCCAUCCUGAUGGACUGUGGGGUUGUAGAACACUGCACUCUGGAGGUGGCUGGCAGGCUUCUGGGAGGUAAGGUCCACGGUUCUUUGGCUCGUGCCGGCAAAGUACGAGGACAGACACCCAAAGUGGACAAACAGGAGAAAAAGAAGAAGAAGACUGGCCGUGCCAAGCGUCGCAUCCAGUACAACAGACGCUUUGUCAAUGUUGUGCCCACCUUCGGAAAGAAGAAGGGUCCUAAUGCCAACUCCUAAAUAAAAAUGAAAAAUUCCUGUUCAUAAUAAAAGUUCAGAUUUGACAGUA
Molecule: messenger RNA, 518 nt
Organism: Chanos chanos (milkfish)
Lineage: Eukaryota; Metazoa; Chordata; Actinopteri; Gonorynchiformes; Chanidae
Gene: faua
Product: FAU ubiquitin like and ribosomal protein S30 fusion a
Exons: 5
Coding region: 68-469 (133 amino acids)
Biological process (GO): translation
Cellular component (GO): ribosome; cytosolic small ribosomal subunit
Molecular function (GO): structural constituent of ribosome; protein binding
Source: RefSeq, a predicted model, not a curated record